AUGUCAAAUAAUCUUAAUUCUGAAUUAAAUCAACUACAAUUACAAUUAGUAGCUAUUCAAGAACAACAACGUUUACAAAAAUUUAUGAUUAAACAAUUUCAACAACAAUUACAAUCUUAUCAACAAAAACAAGAUGUAAUACCAUCGGAUGAAGAAGAUUAUAAUUCACCACUUGAUUUAUCAUCAACAUCAGCUAAAUCUGAUGAAGAACAAUCAACAUCAUUAAUAGAAUUUCAAAUGGAAUCACAUGAAGGUGAACCAGAAAAUCCACAUAUGUCUAAACUUAAAGAUAUGAUCGAAAAACUUGAACGUACAACAAAUAAAAAUGAUUCAAGUGAAUGUGUAGUUUGUAAACGUAUAUUAUCAUGUCAAAGUGCACUUAAAAUGCAUUAUCGUACACAUACAGGGGAACGUCCAUUUCGAUGUCGAAUAUGCUCACGAGCAUUUUCAACAAAAGGAAAUCUUAAAACACAUAUGAAUAUUCAUCGUUUAAAUGAUAAUGAUAAUAAUAAUAAUAAUUCAUUAGCAGAAGAUAAUUUAACAAUGAUUGAUUCUGAUGAUGAAUCACAGAAUAAUGAAAAUGACGAUCAACAAAUUGUUAAUAUACCAUCAUUUUCAUUAUUUAAUCCACAAUUUUUUCCAUUUUUAGCUGCAGCAGCAGCAUUUAAUCAAAAGAAAAAUUUGGAUUCAUUAAUAUAUGAUGAAAAAAAAGAUAAUGAAUUAAUUCAUGAUGAUAUUAAUCAAUCACGACGUUCAUUAUCAACUUCACAACAUAUUUGUAAUGUUUGUUCAAAAUGUUUUUCAUCAGCUUCAGCGUUACAAAUUCAUAAUCGAACACAUACUGGUGAAAAACCAUAUAAAUGUGAAAUGUGUGGUCGAGCAUUUACAACAAAAGGAAAUUUAAAAGUUCAUGCUAGUACACAUAUCUAUCGUACAAAUUCAACAAUGAUUAAUAAUGAAGGAAAAAUACGUCAACAACAACGACGUUAUGAUUAUCAUCCAUAUUCUACAAUUAAAAGUCAAUCUUGA
Rotaria sp. Silwood2 is the source of this 1029-nucleotide messenger RNA. NCBI's taxonomy places the organism in Eukaryota, Metazoa, Rotifera, Eurotatoria, Philodinida, Philodinidae. The record is from the annotation of a GenBank genome assembly.